UUUGUUAAUAAAGUUACGUUGACACCGUUUGAAGCCAAGAUGGCGGUGCGCAUACCGCUGUUUUCAAAGAUGUCACCCUCAGCUUCAGUAGGGUGUAGGCUGCUUUUAAAAGAGCAAUAUCCUUCCAUAAAGCUGUUUAAAUCUCUGGCAGAGCUCUGUAGACGAGGUUACUCAGUGGAAGCCCAGCAGGUGGUGGAGGAGAGCAGUGCCAGCACCGCCGGGUUCCGCGGGCCUCUGGACCACUAUAACGGACUGAUCAGGGACGGGACGCUGAAGGAGGAUGAGCAUCAGAAAGCGGUGAUGCAGACCCUGGACCAGCUCCACAAGAGACUGAGAGGAUACAGCAACACACCGACGUCUAUAUUCUCCAAGUUUUUCACCAAACCAAAACCUCCACAAGGUUACUACAUCUUCGGUGAUGUAGGCACAGGAAAGACGAUGGUGAUGGAUAUGUUUUACUCAUAUGUUGAGACUGAAAAGAAGAAGAGGGUUCACUUCCAUGGUUUUAUGUUGGAUGUGCAUAAGCGGAUCCAUCGGCUCAAGCAGAGUAUGCCGAAAAGGAAAGCAGGAAAAAUGGCCAAAUCCUACGACCCUAUUGCUCCAGUCGCCGAGGAGAUCAGUGAGGAGGCCUGUCUGCUGUGCUUUGAUGAGUUUCAGGUCACUGAUAUUGCUGAUGCCAUGAUUCUGAAGCAGCUCUUUGAGAAUCUGUUUCUAAACGGUGUCGUCGUUGUGGCCACUUCUAAUCGUCCGCCUGUAGACUUGUAUAAAAACGGUUUACAGAGAGUCAACUUCGUCCCUUUCAUCGCUGUGUUGCAGAAUCACUGUCAGACUCUGCGUCUGGAUUCUGGCAUAGAUUACCGAAAAAGGAACAGACCCUCAGCUGGGAAACUCUACUUUGUCACCAGUGAACCUGAUGUAGAAGCGACAUUAGACAAGAUGUUUGAUGAGCUGGCUUUCAAGCAGAAUGACAUAACACGACCAAGAGUCCUGAAUGUUAACAACAGGAAAGUGCGUUUGGAAAAAGCAUGUGGGACCAUCGCAGACUGUACGUUUGAGGAGCUGUGUGAUCGACCUUUAGGGGCCAGCGACUACCUGGAGAUGUCUCGUCUGUUUGACACCAUCUUUAUUCGUCACAUUCCUCUGCUGACGCUGAACAAGAAAACUCAAGCCAGGCGGCUCAUAACGCUGGUGGAUGCUCUCUACGACCACAAGGUUCGUGUUGUGAUUCUAGGAGAUCAUCCUCUAGAGGAUCUCUUUGUGCAGGACGGGGAUCACAGUCAUGAUGAAAGCCACAUCCUGAUGGACGAUCUGGGGCUGAAAAGGGAAGAGGCCAGCGGUCUGUCAAUCUUCAGUGGAGAAGAGGAACGCUUCGCCUUCCAGAGGACGGUGUCUCGACUGACAGAGAUGCAGACGGAGGAGUACUGGAUCGAAGGAGACAGAAGUUUGAAAUCAUAGGUGCAGCGUUUUGAAAUAACUCGUCCAUUUUGCACAACCUCCGUAAACUGUUCUCCUCUUUGCCAAAACCACACAGACUGAACACCACUCCUACUCAACCUGUUAAUGGACCGCUCAGCUGGAGGUGUGCAAAUACUGUACAGAGAAUAUUUAUUGAAAGCUUACAGCCUUUUAUGAUUUUAUUGAGACAAUGCACUUUAUGGAUCAUUUUGAAGGUGUCAUAUUGCUUUUAAUCAUAUAGUGGUCCAACUGUAUUUACUUUUAUAGACAUGUGGGGGAAAAGGAGCUGCACAACUCAUGAUUCUUAAAGGACUUUUAUGAAGAUUUGACAUUUUAAUCUUUGAGCUAUAUCAUGUUUAUGAAAUAUAUAUAAAAUAUAUCUCAAUGAGUUGUACAUGACUCUAACACAAGCUUGAAUACAGGGGUGACAGAUUGUUUCUCUGGGUUCAAGCAGUGUGUUCUUACUUGAUGAUUUGACUCCAUUUAUCACUUUUUUCAUCUGUUGGAUAAAAAGAAAACGACAUGUAUCACAGGGCUUCCCGGGUACGCUGUAUUCUUAUGUAUCUGCUACAUAAACGCACAAAUGAUGAGUUGCUGAGGUUUCAAA
Notolabrus celidotus (New Zealand spotty) is the source of this 2062-nucleotide messenger RNA. RefSeq names its product AFG1 like ATPase a (gene afg1la). The coding region runs from base 40 to 1455 and encodes 471 amino acids. Gene Ontology annotation, cellular component: cytoplasm; mitochondrion. Gene Ontology annotation, molecular function: ATP hydrolysis activity; ATP binding. The transcript is spliced from 13 exons. Lineage: Eukaryota; Metazoa; Chordata; Actinopteri; Labriformes; Labridae. The record is from RefSeq and is a predicted model, not a curated record.